AAACAGUUAAAAUCUACAAAUGGUCAUGGAUAGGAAACCAGCAGUUGAGAAAUGCUGCUCUGUUCUGCUAGAAGACCCAAAGGAGAACUGUGACUCCAGCCAGGAUUCCUUCAGCCUCCCAGAAGGCCUUAGCAGCUGUGAAGAGUUUGGUCAUGUCAAGGGCAAGACCCCAGCCCCCAAUGUGCUGCCUCCAGGGUCAAAGUACCAUGUGGUCACCUACCCAGGGCAAAGCCCCCUCGUCAGGGCCGUGGCCGUAGGGGAGGACAGGAACGCGGCCUGGAGGAAAGACAUGGAGGACACCAGUGUGAUCAUCGACAGCUAUGGGGGCAAAGAAGGGACAAGUUUCUUUGGGGUGUUCGACGGUUUCCAUGGACGGAGCUCGGCCGAGUGUGCGGCGAGAGAGCUCUCAGUCCUGGUGCUGGAACAGCUGGUCAAACUCGACCCCUCAUUCUCCUUGGCCAGCGAACAGAGGGACUUCCUUUCCCAGAUGGAACCCCUGUUUGAAAGGACGGCCUCCACCUCCACAGACGCGAGGACCGUGUCCGAAGACCAGCAGAUGACCCAAGCGUUCACCACCGCGUUUGCACACAUGGACCGGCUGCUCGGACUGGGCCGCAACGAGACCUCCAAGAUCCGCUGGAGCGGCUGCACCUCCGUUGUCUGUAUAGUUGAUCAGGAGACCGCCCCUGAGGAGGACCCCAACACCCUACAUGGAAGGAUGCUCAUCGCUAACUGUGGCAACAUCCAUGCUGUUGUGUACAAAAAUGGGAAGAGCUUCUGCAUGACCGAGGACUACAGCCUGGCAAACCCCAGGGAGUGCAAGCGCAUCCUGAAGGAAGGCGGCACCAUCAGCUCCAACAAGCAGCAUGGGCUGGUGGAGGGCCUGCUCCGCGCCACACGCGGCCUGGGCAACUAUGGCAACCGUCGGCUCAGGAAGGUGGUGCCCCCAAAGCCCUACUUCCUGCCCCUGAGCCUGGACGCUUCCGUUGGCCUGCUGGUGCUGGGCUCCAGCGGCCUCUGGGACGGAGUACAGCCGGAAGAGAUCGCCCCCAUCGUGCGGCGGUGCAUCCACGACUGUCGGAAGUACCACAGGAGUGCCAGCGCUGCCAAGGAGCACCACGAAGGUCUGGACAGUUCCAAGCUCCGAGAGACUACUGAGGAGCCUGACGACCAAGGGGGGUGCAACGAGGGGCCAUCAUGUGGAGUUAGACUGGGGGAGCAACAGGGGGAAGCACCCAAGAGCCAGCCCAAGGACCCAUCUGAUAAGGAGGAUGCAGGCAGGGACGCUGGUGUGGAGGUGAACUACGAGUGGCUGGCAGCCAGCAUAUGCAGAAAGCUGAUGAAAGGAGCGGUGGCCGGAGGGUCCAGGGAGAACAUCUCAGUCAUAGUCAUCCUCCUCCGUGGGCUGGACGUGCUGGGUGUCCAAUCAGAAAACGGGGUCUGAUCACCAUCACCCAAUCAGAUCCACUCUAAUGUACCUCUGGCUUCUUGGCCAAAAUAAACGUCUGCAAUCUUGUGGGUUAAG
Messenger RNA from Sardina pilchardus (European sardine), 1525 nucleotides. Its product is annotated as protein phosphatase 2C-like domain-containing protein 1. Bases 20 to 1444 code for a protein of 474 amino acids. The record is from RefSeq and is a predicted model, not a curated record. Gene Ontology annotation, molecular function: protein serine/threonine phosphatase activity. NCBI's taxonomy places the organism in Eukaryota, Metazoa, Chordata, Actinopteri, Clupeiformes, Clupeidae. The transcript has 3 exons. Gene Ontology annotation, biological process: protein dephosphorylation.